Closterium sp. NIES-67 is the source of this 7226-nucleotide messenger RNA. The record is from the annotation of a GenBank genome assembly. Lineage: Eukaryota; Viridiplantae; Streptophyta; Zygnematophyceae; Desmidiales; Closteriaceae.
GUGCGGCGUGAACAGGGGAAUCGCAGAUGCUUCGGCGAACAGGUAGCAAUACCCCCUGAGCGAAGCAGAAUCCGCGGUAUUUUAUCAUGAAGACUAAAAGGACGUAUUUGCGAAAAGCCCGCGAAGACCUGUUAGGAUUCCGUUUGCCUAUGCAGACCGUUCGGUUUAAUUCGUGAGGCACAUGGGUGACGACGACCCUUCAUGGGUGACCGCAGGAAACGACGCGAGUACUACUAGUAGUAGCCAGUAUCAUCCCGGUACAGGAUCCUGCCAUUGGGAGAGGAUCCACUUUCGAGUCGACUCAAACAAAAGCCAGUGCCACAUGAUCCUCCGUACGAUUCAACUAUGACGCCAUUCCCUCAGAACCACAACAGCGCUGGUCUAUCUUAUCCCCAUGGCGCAGGAGCUUCUCGAAACGUGACUCGAUCCCCUAUGGGCCACGAUGACGCGGACCUGUCUUAUGCUCAUCGCCCAGAAGCAACUUCUAGGGUUUUCGCCGGAAGACAUGGCACUGGGAGAGGAAGUCAAGGAGAAUGUCACGCUUUCGGUGACGAAGAUGGGGAUAAGCGUUUUGAGACUGCUGACAUGGACUCUGUGGCUCAGAGGGGAUCGAGUCAUUGCGUGGACGAACGAGCAGCCGCCACGUGGAUUUAUCCGUCCAAUCGCGAGCUUCGCCAGUACCAGUACGAAAUCGCGGAGGCAGCUCUCUUCGCCAACACCCUCGUGUGCCUUCCCACGGGCGUGGGGAAAACGCUCAUUGCCGCCGUUGCCAUGGUCAACUACUACCGCUGGUUCCCCCAUGGCAAGAUCGUGUUCAUGGCUCCUACACGCCCUCUCGUGCUGCAGCAGAUCCGAGCAUGCCACAACGUCGUGGCCAUCCCACAGGAGCACACGAUGCACAUGACAGGCCAGAUGGCUCGGGAGCAGCGCGCGCAGCACUGGAGGGAGAGGCGCGUGUUCUUUGUGACGGGGCAGGUGCUGCUGCAGGAUAUGGUGCAGUGGGGCGCCUGUCCGCGGGAGUCCAUCGUGUGCCUGGUGGUGGACGAAGCCCAUCGGGCCACGGGCAACUAUGCCUAUGCACGGGUGGUGGAGGAGCUCAAUAAAGCGGGUGUCGCCUUUCGUGUUCUUGCUCUGACCGCCACGCCUGGAUCCAAGCUGCCCAAGGUGCAGGAGGUGGUGGACAAGCUCGGGAUAUCACGCAUAGAGUACCGGGGGGACGACGACCCUGAUGUCGCCAAGUACAUGCACAACCGAGAGGAACACGUGCUCAAGGUGCGGAUGCACACAGCGGUGGCGGAAGUGGAGAAGCUGCUGCUAGCAGAGCAGAGGAAGUGUCUUGAAGCCCUCAACCGCCUGGGCGCGGUGUCCUCGGCCCUCGUGUCUUCGAACAAGAUGGUGUCCUCCCACCAGCUGCGCAUGAUCCAGGAGCAGCGGGAGAGGGCCCGGCAGCAGGAAGCGGCAGCACGGGGGUUCGGGGGAGAGCCCAUGGGCGGCAGGGAGAUGGCGGGGCAGAUGUGGUGGGCGAGGGCGGAGGCGGUGGGGGCUGUGCUGGAGAGACUCAUGUCGCAUGGCAUGCGCUCGGCGCUCCAUGGCCCUGGCAGCCACGCUGCGGGAGCAGGGCAUGCAGAGGGCGCUGACCAUCAUGCGGCGCACUGUGGGAGUGGGGGGGGGAAGGCGGCCAAGGGGAAGCAGGGCGGUGCUUCGUCCUCCGCUUCUGCUCCCAUGUCCGCCUCUGCUGCUGCCGUCUCGCCCAAGCUGGUGGAGCUGGAGAAGCUGCUGCUGCAACACUUUGGUAGUGCUCAGCAGUGCAGCGCAGCUGACACCAGAGCAAUCAUUUUCUCCACCUUCAGAGACAGUGUGCAGGAGAUCGUGGAGUGUCUAUCCCAGCACGAGCCGAUGCUGAGAGUGAAGCAGUUCAUUGGGCAGAGCGCAGGGGUGGACGCGCCCCAGAGGAAACGGCCCAAGGCGUCCCAAGGGGUGAUUGCCAGGGGGCUCCCAAGAAUUGAAGAAGGGCGAGGAGGAGGGGUAGGGGGAGGGAGAAGGGGAGGAAGUGGCGGAGGAAGAGGGGGAGGAAGAGGAGGAGGAGGAGGGGGGGGACGAGAGGAGGAACACGAGGGGGAGGAAGAUGAAGGGGAGGAGGGUGAUUUGGGAGUGAGGAAGCGGUUGAUGGGUCAGUCACAGAAGCAGCAGCAGGCAGUGCUGGAUGGCUUCAAGGCAGGGACGUACAACGUGCUCGUAUCCACAACCAUUGGGGAGGAGGGGCUGGACAUAUCGCAGGUCGACCUGGUGGUGUGCUUCGACGCCGUCUCUGUGCUGCGCAUGACUCAGCGAAUGGGGCGCACUGGUCGCAGCCGAGAUGGCAAAGUGGAUAUCCUCCUCACCGCUCUUCCCCGCUCCACCACUCCUCACCUUGCCUCACUACUCUUCAACCCUGCCGCACCACUCCUCACCAGCACCACACCCAUGCCUCACGACCGUCUUACCAGUAACCUUUGUUAUAUGCUCGUUCCGCUUGCUCUGUGCCUCGCACCGCUCUCGUCCACAACGCUUUAUUAUUCGCACCCCGACCCCCAUCGCAAGCGCCUGUCUGCCACCGAGGGGUGGGAGAUCGAGAGGUUCAACGCCAAGCGCAAGGCCAAUCGGGCUCUUUCCAGGAACCUUCGCAACGCGCACACGUCAGGGGUGCUGCGCUUUCAUGAGAGCCUGCGGAUGCUACCGCAUCGCAUCCCCAAGCCCACUGUCACCAUCGUCAACAUCCAACCGCCUGCCUUCAGCCCGCCUCACUCCAAACGGCGCCGCCCCGCCUCCUCCCCGUCCUCCCUCGCACCCUCUGCCAAGAAAGGCCGCGGAAAAAGGGCAAGUGUGGGCGGUUCAGCAGCAGCAUCCCCCCUUCCGGUGACCCAACUGCUGACUCCUGAAACAAACGCUCUGUUGAGAUACCCCUCCCUGCUGAAGUUCCUCCCGCCGGCUACCAGCCAGCUAGCUGGCAGGUCUGCCAGACUGCCUGGUGAUGCUGCCGGAGAGGGGUAUGGGGGAGGGGAGGGUGGGGUUGCAGGGGUGAGGGGUGUGAGAGGAGAGGGGGGGUGUGGAUGGGAGGUGGCAAGGUGGAAGCCUAGUCUUACAGGUUUCUUGUCGGCGCAGACGCAGGGAACGAGGACGUGCCAGGUGGCGCAUUCGGAUAGGUCGGAACGGAUGCUGGUGGGCGCACUGAGGAUACUGCAAGGGGCAGUUGGGGAUGUAGCGGCGACAGGAAGGGACGUAAGAAGUGGACUGGAGCAGAGAUUGGGUGUGGGCUUGAGUGUGGGCUUGAGUGUGGGCCUGAGUGUGGGCCGUGGGAGGAUAUCAGAUGUGGAGCAGAGAUUCGCUACUGGACCGACGUUGCAUGUGGGAGGGCGAUCGGGUGUGGGAGGGCGAUCUGAUGUUGGGGAGGAGGAUGCUCCUGAGAACGAAGGUGGUGGGCUGAGCGACAGGAACAGGGGCAGGGGAGUGCGUGAGGGAAAGCUGGGGAGCAAGGAAGGGUCGGAGGGUCAUGAGGUGGGAGGCCAUGAGAUGGUGGGUCAUGAGGUGGUGGGUGUUGAGAUGGUGGGUGAUGAGAGAGAGGAGGAUGGGUUUGUGGGGCUGAAUGUUUACGAAGAGCCAACCAUAUGGCGGUAUGUUGGUGGGGAGGAGGGAGGUGGCGCCAUGGGAGAAGGCCAGAUAGCACGGGGUGAGCUGGAGGGUCAUAAGGCCGAGGAGAGGGGAGCAGAUGGAUGUGAUGGGGAUGGGUAUGAGAGGGAGGAGGAUGGGUUUGUGGGGCUGGAUGAGUACGAGGAGCCAACGAUAUGGCGGUAUGUUGGGGGAGAGGAGGGAGGUGGAGUGUUGGGAACAGAUGGCGUGGCUGGGAACAGCUGGGACGAGAGUGAGGAUCGGGGUGUUGUGGACCAGGGCGGGAUGGCCAGGAAGGUCCAUAGUGUGGGUGUGGGGAUGAGUAUGGCUGCACAGACGGAUGGAGGCAGGGAAGCUGACGCAAGUGGGGGCAUGCGAUGGAUGGAUACAAGGGAAAGGGGAGAGGAAGGAGGUGUCAGGGGGCCUGAACCUGGACCUUCCAGGCGAAAGAGCUGGUGCGCAGGAGGUGAUGCAGUUGUGGGUAAGGCGGCUCAAAGACAGAUGGGGAAGGGAGGAGGUGUCAGGGGGGAUGAAUUCGGAAUGCUCAGGCGAAAGAGUUGGUGCGCAGGAGGAGGAGGAGGAGGUGAUGCAUUGGAUCCAAUUUCUCUGUCGGAUGAGAGUGACGGGGUCGUGAACGGGAUGGUUGCGAGUCCGAGGGGCAGCGGUGUGAGAGAAGACUCAGUGCCACCUGCGCGUGCGGCAGCACCGGCUGCAGUACCAACGGCUACAGUGGCAGCAGCAACGGCAAGUGCAGCGGCAGCAGCAACGGCAAGAGCAGCGGCAGCAGCAAUGGCCACAGCAGCGGCAACACCAACGGCAACAGCAGCAGCAGCAGCAGCACCAACGGCAGCAGCAGCAGCAGCAACGGCAAGAGCAGCGGCAGCGGCAGCAGCAGACGAUGCGGAUGCACAGCAACAUCAGCUGCUGCCACGCGCUGGUGAUGCUGCAGUGUGUGGCAGAAUGCCGCAUACAGAAGGAGAGGGCCGGGGCGAUGCGUUGAGGAGAAGGGGAAGUCUUGAGCCAAACCAGAACAGUCAUGGUUCCUCUGCUGCAAGGAGAGUAGCGAGCAGUACCACCAGGCCUACUUGGGCUGUGAGGCCCUGCCGUCAGCAGUCAGAGCGACAGCAGCAGCAGCAGCUGUCAGGGCGACAGCAGCAGCAGCUGUCAGAGCGACAGCAUCAGCAGCAGCAGCAGCAGUCAAAGCGGCCAUCACAGCCAUCACCACAGCUGCAAGCAGCACCUGCCGAUGGUGAUGGUGAUGGUGAUGGGGAGAGGGUGCUGGGAAAGACAGAGAGGAGGGGAGAUGUGGCGGGUAGGAGGAGGAGGCAGCGGAGAAGGCAGAUGGUGGUGAUGACACAGGAUGGGGGGGACGAUGAGGGUGGUGGUGGUGGUGAUGGUGAUGGUGAUGGUGGUGGUGGUGGCGACAAGGGUGUGAUAGUAACGAAGGGUGCACAGGAGGAGGUGCCCAGGUCCCCUGAUCCUCCAAGAACGAGAACCCUUAAGAGGCUCAGGAGAGGGCAGCAGGUGGGCGGCAGUGAUCGUGGUUGCAGAGAGAGAGAAGCUGGCAACAGCAGUGGCGAAGGGAGGUGCCUGGAAAGGGGGUAUGGCAGUGACAACGAGCUGAGAGACGGGAGAGGUGGAGGAGAGAGCAGAGGGGGAAAGGGGGGUGGGAGGGGGAGAGGCAAGGGGAUGGCUCGAAGGGUGCUGGACUUCAUUGACGAGGAGGCCGAGGAGUCUGAUCGAGAUGCCACACAGGAAGGCCUGGAGGAUGCUGACGUGGCAUGGACGGAUGAUGACAUGGCGGAUUUCAUAGUCAGCAGGGUGGAAGGGGAGGGGAGUGGGGACAUGGGAGAUGGAGAAGAGGAGGUGGAGGAGGAAGAAGAAGGGGAGGGGGAAGAGGGGGAGGAGGAAGGGGAUGAGAUUGAGGAAGUGGAGGAUGAUGAGGAGGGGGAGGAGGGGGAGGAGGGAGGUGGGGAGGGUAGAGUGGGGAGGCGGGGAGCAUCAGGCAGGGCGGGCAUGGUCACAGAGAGCAGCAUGCAGCACAUUUACCGCGCCUCUCUGUUGAGCCAGCUUCCAGUGGACCACCGCACCCCACCACGGCGUCAAAGGCACAAGAAUUCAAGGCCGGCGAACCAGCUACUCUCGUCCGCAUCCCCAGUCUCUCCGACCUCCCCCCCAAGCGCCCCCAGCACCUCUUCCCCCCACUCCCCCAACAUGUCGUCCCACCCCACUCCUAGUCCCUCGUCCCCUCGUCGCUCCCUCCUGCCACAGUUCGCUUCCUCUCCGCUUGGUCUCGCCGCCCGCAAUGCCAACAAGAUGCGAUUCCUGCCGCCCAGACGAGAUUCUGCGCCGCCCAUCUCACGCUCUGUGCCAUUUGCAGCGCAUUCGAUGCCAACCAGAGUGCAUCCUGUGCCACCCAGCUCACGUUCUGUGCCUAUAACGCAUGCUACGCAGGCUGGUACUCAUUAUUCUCUGCCGCCCAGUCCGCACUCUGUGCCGCCCAGGAGGCACGGAAUGGGUGCUAGGGAGGGGAUGAUGGCCGGCAGUGGGUGGGCAGAGGGCAGGAGCGGCCAUGGCAUGGAGCAUUCCCAUCCCCAUGCAUGUGACAGUACCCAGGGUGAAUACAGAUGUGAUAAUAAGGAGGGCGAGCGUGCAUGUGACGUGGAUGGGGACGACCUGUUCGAGGGGAUAGACCUGGACGCGCUGGAAGCCCAGGCGUGGGAGAGCAGAGGGAAAAGGGGAGGGGGAGGAGGUGGAUGGAGCCGUGGAGCAGGUAUGGGGAGUGGCGGAGCAGAUGUGUGCGGGAGGGGAGGAGGCAGUGCGAGCAGUGGCAAUGGGAUAGGCGGACCUGUGCCUGAAUGCGGGCCUAUUCCUUCAACCACUGGCCCUCCAGCAGCCCCACCUUUUUCUGUCCCCUCAGGCGUCCCCUCAGGUGUUCCCUCAGGUGUCCCCUCAGGUGUCCCCUCGCAAGGACACCAGGUGACUGGUGGUGGCUAUGGGGAUGUGGACGAGGUGUUUGGCGACAUCGAUCUGGACGCGCUGGAGGCAGAGGCGCUGAGGCAAAGCCAGUGCAGGAAGCAGGGAGUGGCUGGUGGUAGUGGAAUAAUGCCAGUAAUGGCUGGUGUGGCAGGCGUUGGAGCGGGAGAAGUGCGAGGCUCGUUGUCGCCCCAAUGGUGUGCAUGGUAACCGCUUCUUGGUGGCACGUGCGAAUGUGGACGAGGUGUUUGGCGACAUUGAUGUGGUUGCGCUGGAGGCAGAGGCCUUGCCUGAGGCAAAGCCAGUUAAGGAAGCAGGGAGUGGCUGGUGCUAGAAUUGAAGCGGGGAGGGCAAUAAUGUCAGUAAGCGCUGGUUCAACAGGUGUUGGAGAGGGCGAAGUGCGAGUCGUGUCGGAAAGUGUUAAGCAAGGCUCGUUGUCACCCCAAUGGUGUGCAGGGUAAUGACUGCGUAGAGGCUCUCAAGGGUGGCCUGCUUGAGUUAAGAUUUACGUACUUACGGUUUAUUCAUUCUUUAUGGCACCUGUAAUAUAGUUGAGCCGGAUCCAAUGGUGCUGUUUGACAAGACAAAAGGAAGUUGAAGAUGCC